AUGAUGUACGGAUCGGAGACUUGGGCAGCACCAUCAACGGUUAUGGAGAGGCUUGACUGCACGGAACGAAAGCUGCAUAGACGGUUACUUGGCUACUUUUGGCCUAGGGUAUGCUACAAUGAAGAUCUCUACGCAGAAAUUGAUGUGGUAUACUGGCGGAUGACACGUGGAAGACAUCACCAUCUUGCACCGCCAUCGAAAUUGGCUAAAGUAAAUCGUCUGCGCUUCUUUGGUCAUAUAUUAAGGGACCGGCAGAUCGCCUUGUUCAACUAG
Molecule: messenger RNA, 273 nt
Organism: Necator americanus (New World hookworm)
Lineage: Eukaryota; Metazoa; Nematoda; Chromadorea; Rhabditida; Ancylostomatidae
Exons: 1
Coding region: 1-273 (90 amino acids)
Source: RefSeq, a predicted model, not a curated record